Molecule: messenger RNA, 2395 nt
Organism: Thamnophis sirtalis
Lineage: Eukaryota; Metazoa; Chordata; Lepidosauria; Squamata; Natricidae
Source: RefSeq, a predicted model, not a curated record
GAAAAAAGAUGGGAGCAGGGAAACCCUGCCAAAAUAAGGAGAUACUGAAGCUCCCCAAGUUAUUCCAACAGUUUUUGGGGUCCAUCACUUGGGCCCCCCCUCGAUCUGCUAUACUUCCAGUACUCCUGUGCAGGUACUGGAAGACCCUGGCUAUCUUCAUACAGAUCCUCAUCGGUUUGGCAAUGGGCAAGAUGGUUCCCCAUUAAUGGUAGAAGCGGUCAAUAAUAUUGAAGCCGAAGACCCUUUGUGCACCUUCUACCCCACAAGCUUUCUCCAGGCUUCAGAGGUGGAAAUGAGAGGUUCGGAGGAUGUUGUCCCUGGCACUGUUUUACAGCGGUUAAUCCAGGAGUUGCGUUAUGGCAACCCCAACGAGAAUAUGAACCUGCUGGCUCUCCAGCACCAAGCUACGGGGAGUGCAGGGCCCUCCAACUCCACUGCCAGCAGCACCCUGUCUUCUUCGGUGGAAAACCUUGUGCCGGAUGACCCACAAAUGGUCCAGCAGUCAGCACGGCAGGAACCACAAGGCCAGGAACAUCAAGGGGACAACACGGUGAUGGAGAAGCAGACCAGAGGCUCUCAGCCUCAGCAGAACAAUGAAGAAUUACCUUCUUACGAAGAAGCCAAAGCUCAGUCUCAGUUUUUUAGAAGUCAGCAGCCUAGUGUUGUUGGGCCCAGUUUCUACAUGGCCAGCAGCACUGGUCCAAAAUCUAAAAUGGAAGGUAGGCCAACUUUGGCCCGUGCCAACAGUGGACAGGCCCACAAAGAUGAAGCCCUGAAGGAACUGAAACAAGGCCAUGUGCGCUCCUUGAGCGAGAGAAUCAUGCAGCUCUCCUUGGAAAGGAACGGGGCCAAACAGCUUCUUCCUUGCUCGGGGAGAAGCAAAGGGGUCAAAUCCAGCGGGCCUUCUCCUUCCCCGGCUCCCAAUAAAGGCAUGGAUCUGAGGGGUCCCCCUCCAGAUUAUCCAUUCAAGAUCAAGCAGGGAAGCUCUCCAGGAAGCAAAAGUCAAGAGCCGGGGGUGUUUUUUAAUGAACAGCAUCCUGGAACACUUCAAGAAAUGACAAAGGCCUCCUAUUCAACAUCACAGCCAGCGAGGAGCGAAGUAGCUAUUGUCCGAUAUCAGGGUCCCCCAGAAUAUGGUAUCACCAGUCGUCAGUGUGCAUCGUCUUUUCCAUCGCUGCCAACACCCCGGGAGCACAGCCCAAUGUCCUCCCAGACCUCCUCGCUUAGUGGCCCCCUGCACUCCGCGUCUCUGCCGCCUCUCUCAAUGGCCACAGCAUCCCAGUCUCUGCCCGCAACGCCGCCUAGCCAGCAGCCCCUCACACCAGAUGCCUUCAUGAUAGUACAGCGAGCACAGAAAAUGGUGGAGAUGUUGUCUGAAGAUAAUGAAGCCCUGCAGAAGGAGCUGGAGGGCUACUACGAGAAAGCAGACAAGCUUCAGAAGUUCGAAAUGGAAAUUCAGAGGAUUUCAGAAGCUUAUGAGGACCUUGUGAAAAUCACCACCAAGAGAGAGUCACUAGACAAGGCGAUGCGAAACAAACUUGAAGGUGAAAUCAGAAGACUCCAUGAUUUCAACAGGGACUUGCACGACCGACUGGAGACUGCAAAUAGGCAACUGGCCAGCCGAGAGUUUGAGGGACAUGAAAAUAAGGCAACAGAGGAUCUUUAUGCCUCUCAGAACAAAGAGUACUUGAAGGAGAAGGAGAAGCUAGAAAUGGACUUGACGGCCUUGCGCCUCACCAAUGAGGAGCAUCGAAGACACAUUGAGAUCCUUGACCAGGCUCUGAACAGCGCUCAAGCCAAAGUCAUCAAGCUAGAAGCAGAGCUGCGGAAGAAGCAAACGCAUGUCGAGAAGGUAGAGAAGCUCCAGCAGGCCUUGACCCAACUUCAGGCAGCCUAUGAGAAGCGAGAGCAGAUGGAGCAUCGAUUGCGUACCCGGCUGGAAAGAGAGUUGGAAUCCCUGAGGCUGAAACAGAAACAAGGGAAUUACCAAGCAGCCCCGGUGCCUGAGUACAACGUCCCAGCCUUAAUGGAGUUAGUGCGGGAGAUACUUUGGCCCCCAGCCACUCCCGCAGUGGCAGCUACAGCGAGAGCUCCCUGGAAGUCCGCAUAUGGCAGGAAGAACAGGAGAAGAUGCAAAACAACCAGAAGCGUCAAGACAUGGAAUACACAAUAAAGAAUCUGUAUGCAAAAAUCAUCGAGAAAGAUGCCAUGAUCAAGGUCCUUCAGCAGCGAUCCAGGAAAGAUACCAGCAAAGGAGAUUCUGCAAGUUUGAGGCCCGCUCAGUCGGUCCCCUCGAUAGCCGCAGCUACGGGAACACACUCCCGUCAGACCUCCCUUAACCACACCCAGGGCGUUGAGGAGAAGAAAGAAGAGAAGUCCUGGAAAGAAAGCAUUG